UCAAAAGCAUACUUAUCUUUAUUUAAUUAAAUAAAAUAACCAAGUGGAGCACUGAAGCUCAGUCGUCUCUCAAAACAGAUCCACAUUAUUAUAACAAUAUGGCAAACAAGAACUUCAGGCUGUUUCUUUUAUUUUCCUUUCUAUAUGUAUUACAUGCAUUAUGAAAUUUUCUGUGACCAAGAGCAAUUAUACUUUGUAUGCAACUCAAGCUCUAAGAUAGAAGUAUUCUUCGGAUGUCAAGUUGCUCUAAGAGAGAAGUUUUCUUAUUUCAAGUCGCGCACGAUGUUACCAGACACAAAUAGUAUAUGCUUAAUCAGGACAAUUUCUACACAAUGGGCGUUUUCUGGCUGAGGACAUUGAUUUUAUCAAUGCAAGUAAUAGAUUAGUCAAUGCAGAACUUGGUAAUUGAACUAUGAGGAUUGUAAAAAUGAGUCUUUCAGUUCCAUGGUUUCUCCUCUUCCUCUUGCUGGUCUCAAUGAAAGCCAUAGCACUAGCCCCUCUUGCCAGCAACAACACAGCCAUAAUACCUAAAAACAUGCUCACAGCAAGAAACACCACCAAACAAGGCUGUCAGAGGGAGUGUGGCAAUCUAACCAUCCCAUACCCCUUUGGCAUUGGUGCAGAAUGUGCACUUGAUGCCUGGUUCAUAAUCAAAUGUGACAACACCUACAACCCACCGAAAUCCUUCCUUGAGACACCCCCUGAUUUAAAAGAUAGGGAAAUCGUGGAAAUAACAGAGACCGAAGUAGUGAUUCGGAAUAAGAUAGCAUCCAAGUGCUACAGGUCCCAGGUGAAUGAGAUCCCAGAGAGGUUUGGGGACUUAAAUAUAGUAGGUUCUCCCUUUACUAUAUCACACACAGCAAACAAGCUCACAGUCAUUGGUUGUAAUGAUUAUGCAAUGAUUGGUGUUUAUAGAGGGAAUCAGUCUCAUGAGACUCCCUUUUAUUAUGGGGCUGGUUGCAUGGCAAUGUGCGCUGAGCCAGAUAAAACAAAUGAGGUGAUCCCAGGGUCUUGUUCAGGUUUAGGUUGUUGCCAGACAUCCAUCCCAGUUGGCUUGCAAAAGUUCAAAAUUGAUCUUUACAGGUUCUUUGAGAAUCCCCAUAAUAAAACAAUUAGUGAACUUCAGCCAUGUACCUACGCUUUCUUUGCUAGAGAGGGUAACUUCAGUUUUGGCGGAGCUUCAGAUUUGACACCAAAUGGCACUGUAUUCAAGAGAACCAUGCAGGGAGUCCCUUUAGUGCUUAAUUGGGCUUUUGAACGUAGUGCUUCCUGCAAAGAGGCGAAAAAGAACACUACUGCGUAUGUUUGUCAGUCAAAUAGUGAGUGUGUUGAAUCAGAUGGGGGAAAGUAUCACUGCAGUUGUCGUUCUGGAUACGAGGGCAACCCUUACCUCGAACCAGGUUGCACAGAUAUUAAUGAGUGUGCUGCUGGUUCAAAUAGCCCAUGUAGCAUGGAUUGUAUAAAUACUCAAGGGAGUUACAAUUGUUCUUGCCCAAAUGGAUAUUCUGGUGACGGAUUCAAGUCUAGAGCUGGCUGUGUAAAGAUUUCAGAAAACAGCUUCAAAGAUGUCAUUAUUGGACUGGGCACAUCCCUGGGAACAAUAAUUCUGCUUCUAGCUGGGUGGUUUUUGUAUGCAGUUACGAAACAAAGAAAACAAAUUCUGCAAAAAAGAAAAAAUUUAGAGCGUAACAGUGGCAUGUUGUUACAGCAACAAAUUUCUUGUAGUGAAAGUGUUAUAGCAGGGAUGAAAAUCUUUACCGCUGAUGAGUUAUACAGAGCUACUGAUGGCUUUAACAAGGACAGGAUACAUGGAAAAGGUGGCCAUGGCACUGUGUAUAAAGGAAUGUUGAGUGAAGGAAAACUUGUUGCCAUAAAGAGGACAAACAUAGUGAAUGAACUAGAGUUACAACAAUUCAUCAAUGAAAUGGUAAUUCUAUCACGGAUUAACCACAGGAAUAUAGUUCAGCUAUUAGGAUGUUGUUUGGAGACAGAAGUCCCACUCCUAGUUUAUGAGUUUAUUCAAAAUGGAAAUCUCUUCCAUCAUAUUCAUAAUCCAAAUGAAGACUUUCCAAUCACUUGGAAAAUGCGCCUGCAAAUUGCUUCUGAUUCAGCCGGAGCACUAUCUUAUUUGCAUUCAUCAUCUUCUAAUCCUAUUUUUCACAGAGACAUCAAAUCGUCCAACAUAUUGUUGGAUGACAAAUACAGGGCAAAAAUAUCAGAUUUUGGGACUUCAAUAUUAGUCGCUAUUGAUCAAACCCAUGCAACUACUCGUCUUAUGGGAACCUUUGGUUAUUUGGAUCCAGGAUACUUUCACUUAGGCCAAUAUACAGAUAAAAGUGAUGUUUAUAGUUUUGGAGUGGUUCUUAUUGAGCUUCUAACUGCACAAAAGCCUCUACGCACAACUAAUGAAGAAGACAGAAGUUUAAUUUCAUGGUUCCAUUCCCACAUGAAAAAUUCUCAAUUGCUGGACAUUAUAGAUCCUCAAAUCCUAGAAGAGGGUUCAAAGGAAGAGUUCCUGGCUAUUGCCAAUCUCGCAAUGAGGUGUUUAAACUUGGAAGGAAAGAAAAGACCCGCCAUGAACGAAGUUCAACAAGAAAUAGAAGCGGUCAGAUCACACCAUUUGCCCCAAAUAAUUACUCCAAAAUGGCCAAAGUCCCAAGAAGUGUGGACUGAAAUAGUAAAAUAUGGUCCUUCCCCAGAAAAUAGUUCUUCCAGUCCUAGUGAAUUGUCUCGGUCAUUCAGUCCCAGAUGACACUGAUAUCUUUGACAUUUGCUACUUACGCUUUCGAUUCAAGUUUAAUGAUAGUCUUAUCAUUAAUCAUUCCUUCUUUGAAGUACAUGUACUCGAUACAGAUCAUAUAUGUCUUGCAUUCCUAUAUUGUUCCUCAA
Molecule: messenger RNA, 2889 nt
Organism: Chenopodium quinoa (quinoa)
Lineage: Eukaryota; Viridiplantae; Streptophyta; Magnoliopsida; Caryophyllales; Amaranthaceae
Product: wall-associated receptor kinase-like 8
Exons: 3
Coding region: 413-2752 (779 amino acids)
Biological process (GO): cell surface receptor signaling pathway; protein phosphorylation
Cellular component (GO): plasma membrane
Molecular function (GO): calcium ion binding; protein serine/threonine kinase activity; ATP binding
Source: RefSeq, a predicted model, not a curated record